GAGUUGGUGAAAAGGCACUUUUAUAUCGACUAUUUAUAUGUAUGUACGCAUCUUAUAAAUAAAAAUAAUAAUAAAAUAAGCAAGUAACAGUAGACUAUCUCUAUCGGUCACGCACGAAACGACCCUCACCUAUCUAUCUGUCCAUCUAUCUAUCAACGAAACGAUGAUCUCUGUGAUUGACGCUCUUCAAACGGUUCUAAGUGCUUCAAAACGACUUCCUCCAGCGACUGUGCCUCUUCACGAUGCACUUGGCAAGGUUUUGGCAGAAGAGGUUCGCGCCAUUGAUCCUUUGCCUCCUUAUCCGGCCUCUGUUAAGGAUGGUUAUGCGGUGAUUGCUGGAGAUGGCCCUGGCGAAUAUCCUGUAGUUGCUGAAUCCAGAGCUGGAGAUGAUGCUCUUGGUGUUACUCUCACUUCUGGAACUGUCGCUUAUGUCACUACCGGAGGGCCUAUACCUGAUGGUGCUGAUGCGGUUGUUCAGGUUGAGAACACUGAAAUUGUGACCAGUGACUCGGAUGGAACUCAGCGGGUGAGAAUAUUGGUGCAAACCGCCAAAGGCAAUGAUAUACGCCCUGUGGGAUUUGAUAUUGAGAAAGAUGCAAUAGUCUUGACACCUGGAGAAAGAUUAGGCGCUUCAGAGAUUGGCUUGCUUGCUACAGUUGGUGUAACAACGGUGAAGGUUUAUCCUACUCCAACAGUUGCUGUUCUUUCUACUGGAGACGAGCUUGUAGAGCCAACUACUGGGCAUCUGAGUCGUGGUCAGAUUAGGGACUCUAAUCGAGCCAUGCUACUGGCAGCUGCAGUACAGCAUCAGUGCAAAGUUCUGGACUUCGGUAUUGCUAAGGAUGACAAAGAAUGUCAAGGAAGGGUCUUGGAUGAAGCUUUUGCUUCAGGAAUUAAUAUUCUUCUAACUUCAGGAGGUGUAUCAAUGGGAGACAAAGAUUUUAUCAAGCCUUUGCUUGAAAAGCGAGGCAAAGUACAUUUCAAUAAGGUGUGUAUUAAACCAGGCAAGCCAUUUACAUUUGCAGAGAUUGACUUUCAACCAACAGAAAGUAAAAUUCUAGCUUUUGGGCUACCUGGAAAUCCUGUCAGUUCUUUAGUUUGUUUCCAUCUCUUUGUGGUCCCUGCCAUACGCCAACUUGCAGGGUGGACAAAUCCUCAUCAUCUUAGGGUACAAGCUCGACUUUGUCAGCCCAUAAAGACAGAUCCACUUAGACCAGAAUACCAUCGUGCUUCUAUUAUCUGGACUGACAAUGAUGGAACAGGCAAUCCAGGUUUUGUUGCUGUGAGUACUGGUCAUCAGAUUAGCAGUCGACUACUUAGUAUGAAGUCAGCUAAUGCCUUGUUGGAGUUUCCAGCAACAGGCAGUGUACUCUCUGCUGGGACCACUGUGUCAGCUAUCAUAAUUUCUGACCUAAGACCCAUGGGUUGUGAUGAGAAUCAUGUGUCAUCAAACUCAGCCUUAGCUUUGCCAGGAAUUAAAUCGCCUAAAAUAAGUACUGAUUCUUCAGAGGAGGCUGAAUUCAGAGUGGCUAUUCUUACAGUAAGUGAUACAGUUGCCACAGGAGCUGGCCCCGAUCGAAGUGGUCCCAGGGCAGUUUCUGUUAUUAAUUCUUCUUCAGAAAGACUAGGAGGAGCAAGAGUUGUAGCAACAGCUGCGGCACCAGAUAAUGUGGCAAAAAUUCAGAACAUUCUAAAAAGAUGGAGUGAUGAUGAAGAAAUGGAUCUUAUUAUUACUCUUGGGGGGACUGGAUUUACCUCACGGGAUUUAACACCUGAAGCUACAAAACCGUUGAUUGAGAAAGAAACACCUGGUCUUCUGCAUGUAAUGAUGCAAGAGAGUUUAAAGGUGACUCCAUUUGCAAUGCUUUCACGCUCGGCAGCUGGAAUCAGAGGAUCAACCUUGAUCAUUAACAUGCCUGGAAACCCAAAUGCUGUUGGUGAGUGUAUGGAAUCUUUAUUGCCAUCACUUAAGCAUGGUCUGAAGCAGCUCAGGGGAGACAAGAGAGAAAAACAUCCUCGUCACGUUCCUCAUGCUGAAGCAGCCCCUGCCGAUGUGUGGGAACAGAGUUAUAAGUUAGCCGCUGGUGCUGGCUCUGACGUCUCUUGUUCUUGUUGCAAGUAAAGCUAAUUAUAUUUUCUCAUUUGCUUCAACCUUGUGCCCCCAUGCAUCUCAAGGGGAGGGAAACAGAUCAGGUGCAGUUAUCAUCCAAUGCUGAGAAAAUUCUAUAGAACGUUGAUCUUUAUAUUUUAUUAUAAAAGUAAAAUUUUGAAGGGUGAGGAUCCUAGUCAAGUAGCAGGAGAGAGGGGGAGAGAGAGAGAGAGAGAGAGAGAGACAGCGAUGAGAAUCGAUGCAUGCUUUCUUAUUUGCAAAUAAGAAUCAGGGCAUUGGUUAAGCAAUUAAUAUUGAUUCUUUUUUCAAAAAUUCAAAAUCACUCUAAAAGUGCAUUAAAAAUUAUGAGAGUACAUUAGUAACAUUUUUUUAAUAAGAAUGUUUAUUUUUUAUUCUCAAUGUCCUUAAGAUACCAAUUAACAUCUGUCAAAUGUUAAUUAUAUUUCUAAAUCUAAUUUGAUGCACUGAUAGCGUUAAAAGUUAUAUCUGAUAACCAAACGAUGUGUGACCUAAUAAGAAGUCUAAUAGUUGAUGUUAAAUUCAUUGAAUGAUUUGGUAACAUAUUA
Abrus precatorius (Indian licorice) is the source of this 2676-nucleotide messenger RNA. Its product is annotated as molybdopterin biosynthesis protein CNX1. The transcript is spliced from 12 exons. The coding region runs from base 164 to 2122 and encodes 652 amino acids. The record is from RefSeq and is a predicted model, not a curated record. Gene Ontology annotation, biological process: Mo-molybdopterin cofactor biosynthetic process; molybdenum incorporation into molybdenum-molybdopterin complex. Gene Ontology annotation, cellular component: cytoplasm; cytosol. Gene Ontology annotation, molecular function: molybdopterin molybdotransferase activity. NCBI's taxonomy places the organism in Eukaryota, Viridiplantae, Streptophyta, Magnoliopsida, Fabales, Fabaceae.